GGCGGGCUGGCUCCGGGCCGGGAGCGCGCAAAGGCUGCGGAGCGGCGGCAUGGGGGAGCACCUGUCGUGGGAGACUGACGGCUUGCACCCUCUGGAGAGGCAGCUCCACGAGGCUGCGCGCCGGAACAACGUUGGGAUAAUGAAGGAGCUGAUUGGGAGAAGAGUCAACGUCCGGGCCAGAAACCAGGUGGGCAGGGUGGCCCUGCACUGGGCCGCAGGCGCGGGGCACGAACAAGCUGUACGGCUGCUUCUGGAGCACGAGGCCGCUGUGGACGACGUGGAUGCGUUUGGGAUGAAUGCAAUUCUCCUCUCUGCCUGGUUCGGCCACUUACAGAUUCUUCAGAUCCUGGUUAACUCAGGAGCCAAGAUUCACUGUGAGAACAAGGACGGCCUCACCUUACUGCACUGCGCAGCCCAGAAAGGCCAUGUGCAGGUGCUGGCGUUCAUAAUGGAAGACUUGGAGGACGUGGUCCUGGACCAUGCUGACAAGCUGGGAAGGACAGCGUUUCACCGGGCUGCUGAGCACGGGCAGCUGGAUGCUCUGGACUUCCUUGUGGGCUCUGGCUGUGACCACAGUGUCAAAGACAAGGAGGGGAACACGGCCCUUCACCUGGCCGCUGGCAGGGGCCACCUGUCUGUGCUGCAGCGACUUGUGGACAUCGGGCUGGACUUGGAGGAGAGGAAUGUGGAAGGUCUGACCGCCCUGCACGUGGCCGUUGAAGGAGUCCACCCUGACUGUGUGCAGCUGCUCCUGGGGGCCGGGAGCAGCGUGAAUGCCCUCACCCAGAAAGAGCAGAGCUGCCUCCACUACGCAGCCCUCAGUGGCUCUGAGGACGUGGUCCGGGCGCUCAUCCACUCAGGGGCCUGCACCAACGUGCCCGAUCGUCAGGGAGCCUCGCCAAUGCACCUUGCCGUGAGGCACAACUUCCCUGCCCUGGUUCAGCUCCUCAUCGAUGCCGGCAGUGACUUGGAUGCCACCGACAAUAGGCAGCAGACGCCCCUCCACCUCGCCGCGGAGCACGCCUGGCAGGACAUAGCAGAGAUGCUCCUGGUUGCGGGGGUCAACUUAAACCUGAGAGAUAAGCAGGGGAAAACCGCUCUGGCGGUGGCCGCCCGCAGCAACCACGUCGUCCUGGUGGACAUGAUCAUAAAAGCCGACCGCCUCUACAAGUGGGAGAAGGACCACCUCUCACUCAGGGACCCCAGUGAUCCCUCUGGGAAGAGUCUGACCUUUAAGCAGGACCAUCGGCAGGAAACGCAGCAGCUUCGCUCUGUGCUGUGGCGACUGGCCUCCAGGUACCUGCGGCCGCAGGAGUGGAAGAAGCUCGCAUAUUGCUGGGAGUUCACUGAGGCCCACGUCCACGCCAUCGAGCAACAGUGGACAGGCACCAAGAGCUACCAGGAGCAUGGCCAUCGGAUGCUGCUCAUCUGGCUGCAUGGCGUGGCCACGGUGGGUGAGAACCCCAGCAAAGCGCUCUUCGAGGGCCUUGUGGCCAUUGGCAGGAGGGACCUGGCUGAAAACAUCAGGAAGGAAGCAAACGCUGACCCAAUCACCCCCAGGAAGUGUGCAGCCAUGUGACCCGAGGGGCUGGAUUUUCAGGAGCCUGGGACCUCAGAGUAGGGGCCACUGAACAGAAGACAAGCACCAUUUAAGGGCUUCAAAAGAAAACCACUGCUGACAAGUUAACAAACCUCCAACUGCUUUCACUGAACCACAUAGUCAGGCAGGGCCUGUCUCAGGUUUUGCUGGCGAUCCAUUCUCGCAGGUAUGGUCCUUUACACCUCUCAGCUCACUUUCACCUCCAUCAUCUCAGAGCCUCACCAGGUGCAAGGGAUGUCUUUUCAGAGAGGACAGGGGCUCAGGCUACACAGCCAACUAAUCAGGUGGCGAGGUCAGGCGUCAAACCCAGCAUUGCUGUCUCCCCGGGCUGGCGAAGGGCUCCAUCCAUCACUUACGAAAUGGACCUCCCUCGACCCCUUCCCUGGCCUUUAGGAAUGCCCUGCUUCCUCCACAGUUGCGUCUGUCCCCAAGUCUGUCUGUACACUAGGACAGUUCCAAGAGGCACACAAUCUCAUUUUUUCCCUCUGGUUCUAAGAUGUUUUUAAAGUUUUACAACUGUUUUUGGAAAUCAUUUCCGACUUACAAAAAUGUUGCAGAAAUAAUAUGAAGAACGUCCAAACACCCUUCACAGUGCAGCUUCCCUGAGCAUUAACUCGUUACGUAACCAGAUCAUAAUUUCCAAAACCAGGAAGGGAACACACAUGAUACUGUCAGCUUCUCUUCAGACCUUAUUCAAGCGUGGCCAGUUGAGCCACUCAUGUCCUUUUUCUGGACCAGGACCCUGUCCAGGAUCACACCCAGCAUUUAGUCCUCAUUCUCCCUUUUCCAGCCCCCCCUGAACACGAGGCCCUGAACGCUCUGGAGUGGCUCUAUCCAACACAGCGUUCCUCGGUGAUGGGCGUGUUCCAGACCAAUGCUGUGCACUCGCGGGGGGUCUGACCUUCGGGUAUCUCUGUGCCACCCUGGAAGAAGAAGAGCUAUCUUGGGCCACAUUGUGACAUGCAAUCACAAAAAAAAAAUCUCAUAAUGUUUUAGGUAAAUUUAUGCUUUUGUGUUGGGCCACAUUCACAGGCAUUCUGAGCGGUAUGUGGUCCAAGAGCUGCAGGUUGGACCCCCUGGGACUUGCCACUGAUGAGCUAGCUAUCUGAGGCUAUCGAGCCCUUGAAAUGUGGCAAGUGGGACUGAGGAACUGAGUUUUAAAUUUUAUUUAAUUUU
Artibeus jamaicensis (Jamaican fruit-eating bat) is the source of this 2776-nucleotide messenger RNA. RefSeq names its product ankyrin repeat and death domain containing 1A (gene ANKDD1A). The coding region runs from base 50 to 1579 and encodes 509 amino acids. The transcript is spliced from 15 exons. The record is from RefSeq and is a predicted model, not a curated record. Gene Ontology annotation, molecular function: protein binding. Lineage: Eukaryota; Metazoa; Chordata; Mammalia; Chiroptera; Phyllostomidae. Gene Ontology annotation, biological process: signal transduction.